AUGGUUGCCUACGCCCGCCGCUCCAGGGCACCGGGGCGCCCGCACUUCACCCUCGACGCCCACCCUUGCGAGCAAGAGCUCAUCGCGGCGUACCUCGGCCCGCGAGUCACCGACGGCGACAUGUCGUGCAAGUUCAUCCACGAAGGCGACGUCUACGCCGCCCACCCUGAGGACCUCACGCAGCAGUACGCCGCGGCCGUCGCCAGCAACGGCGACGAGGCGUGGUACUUCUUCACCGCCGUGCGGGCCAAAGGCGGCGGCCGCAGGGGGCGCACGGUGGACUCGCAGGAGGGGUGCUGGCACUCGGAGGCCGGCUCCAAGCCCGUGGUCUCGGCGCACCACCAAGGCGGAGGCCUCCUGGGGCAUCGCCAGAACUUCUCGUUCGUCACCAAGGAGGACGGCGUGCGGGUCCGCUCAGGGUGGCUCAUGGUGGAGCUCGGCCUGCACGGCGACGGUCAGGACGAGGUCACCCUCUGCAAGGUCUACUUCAGCCCGCGCGCCGCCAAGAACAACAAGAAGCCCGCCGCGUCGUCGUCCGCGCGCAAGAGGAAGGCCGACGCCGGCAGCCCUGCCCCGGCGCGCCAAUGCCGCCGCCGCCGCGAAAUGAGCCAGGACGAUCAUCCGGUGGAGAAACAAGACGUGAAGGCCGGCAAACAAGAGGGGCUUGUCGAGGAGAGCUCGGCGGACGAGCCCGGGGUUGUGAAUCCGAAUGACUUCUUUUGGUGGCUGCGGAACAAGGAGAAGGUGAGGCUGGCAUUGGGCAUCAGCGAGGAAGACUUCUACAGCCCCCCAUCUGCGGCUGCCUUGGAAAGAAGUUUCGGGCCGGACUGGCCGCCGGCUGCACCACCUUCCAGCCCCGUCGUUCCCAGCAAGGACAAGCCCGUGGUCAUGUGGUUGACGUACGAGGAACUUAACGAUCUGCCGGAGGUCAGAGAGUUCUUGUCGCCCACCAAGUUGCUGGAGGAGAUGAGAUCGUCAGUCAAGCAACACGAGUAG
Messenger RNA from Aegilops tauschii subsp. strangulata, 996 nucleotides. Lineage: Eukaryota; Viridiplantae; Streptophyta; Magnoliopsida; Poales; Poaceae. The record is from RefSeq and is a predicted model, not a curated record.